This is a messenger RNA of Synchiropus splendidus (mandarinfish), 2741 nucleotides long. RefSeq names its product serine/threonine kinase 35 (gene stk35). Gene Ontology annotation, molecular function: ATP binding; protein serine/threonine kinase activity. The coding region runs from base 196 to 1419 and encodes 407 amino acids. Lineage: Eukaryota; Metazoa; Chordata; Actinopteri; Syngnathiformes; Callionymidae. Gene Ontology annotation, biological process: autophagosome organization; positive regulation of autophagy; axon extension. The transcript has 3 exons. Gene Ontology annotation, cellular component: autophagosome; cytoplasm. The record is from RefSeq and is a predicted model, not a curated record.
UGGAACAUUUUGUUUUCGUAACUCUCAGCUGGACUCAUCUGGAUCUGCGCGGCCUACCUCCCGAACCGCUCCAUUGUCGCGCCGCUUCCCCACCGAAAACAGUCGAAGGGACUUCAAACUCUACUAGUUGAGAGUCUCAGUAAUGAAAGAUAGACAUUCCCCCCCUAACCGGUUGAUUUUGGUGAAAAACUACUCAUGGAUAUUUGCGAGAGAAAGAGGAGGAAGGUAAGAGGCGACAAGAGCGCGGCCAUGAAGGCGAAGGAGGACUCGGGGAAGGUGCUCCGUUGUCUGAAGGCGAAGCACAACCACAUGGAGCGAAUGGAGGAGGGGGAGGAGGACUAUUGCUUCUCUGUUAGCUUCGUGCACACGGACCGGCGGGAGCUGGUGGAGGUGAUGGCCCCCCGCUACAACCUGCUGCGCGAGGUGGGCCGGGGAAGUUACGGGGUGGUGUACGAGGCCAUAUCCAGGAAGAGCGGGGCCAGGGUGGCCGUGAAGAGACUCCAGUGUGGCGCGCCUGAAAACGUCGAACUUGCUCUGGCCGAGUUCUGGGCUUUGACCAGCCUGGAGAACCGACACGAGAACGUGGUGCAGCUGGAGGAAUGUGUCCUGCAGAGGAACGGCCUGGCCCAGAAGAUGAGCCACGGCAACAAGAGGUCCCAGCACUACUUGCGCCUGGUCGAGACGUCACUGAAAGGCGAGCGGAUCCUGGGGUAUCAAGAAGAGCCGUGCUACCUGUGGUUUGUGAUGGAGUUUUGCGAGGGUGGAGACCUGAAUCAGUACAUCCUGUCUCGCCGACCAGAUCCCCAGACCAACCGAAGUUUUAUGCGGCAGUUAACCAGCGCGGUGGCAUUCCUGCACAAGAACAACAUCGUCCACCGUGACCUCAAACCGGACAACAUCCUCAUCUCACAGAAAUCAGGGACCCCCGUUCUGAAAGUGGCCGACUUUGGCCUCAGUAAAGUCUGCGCUGGGUUGAAUUCCCAAAACGGCGACGACUACAAAGCUGCUGUGACCAACGGUAACCAAAACAACAUCAACAAGUUCUGGCUUUCUUCAGCCUGCGGGUCAGACUUCUACAUGGCUCCAGAGGUGUGGGAGGGACAUUACACGGCCAAAGCGGACAUUUUCGCCCUGGGCAUCAUCAUCUGGGCCAUGUUGGAGAGAAUCACGUUCAUCGACGGUGAAACCAAGCGCGAGCUCCUGGGCACCUACAUCCGACAGGGGACGGAGAUCGUCCCGGUCGGUGAGGCGCUUUUGGAGAACCCUAAAAUGGUCCUCCAUAUUCCGCAGAAGGCCAGAAGCUCCAUGUCUGAAGGGGUGAAGAAGCUCAUCCUGGACAUGCUGGCGGUCAACCCUCAGGAUCGUCCGGACGCCUGCCAGCUGGAGGUGCGGAUGAGCCAAGUCACCUGUGCUGCAUGACACUCCCGCACACCGCCCCACAGUGGGACCCCUGGACCUCCCAGACCUGCGCUCACCUGGACUGUGACCACGUGUACUGUGACCACGUGUACUGUGAAGAUAGACCCGCACACACACACACAGAAACUGUGAAUGAAGCCCGGACAGGAGGAGGACUGUUGAAGACGCAUGUGCCUUAAAGAACCCCCUCUGUCACAGGUAUCUUCUUGGCCGUGUAGCGUCAGUUGGAACCAAAUGAUGCCCAGAUGUGGGACCUGAAAUCCAAAGAGACUCUCGGACCUAGUGUUGCUGCCACCUCGGAACAAAACGCUUGGAAAAAUGACCAAAAUAUCGAAGCUAAAAUCAGAUUGGUGAGAUGAAGCCUUAUCUUUGUACCCUGCUUCGGCGCUGGCAUUGGAGUUGUUUUGAUAUCUGAAUGUGGUUGUAUAAGCUCGUGAUGUAAGGCGCAGAGGUUAUGAAUGAUUCAUGUCCAAACCUUUCCCCAACAUCAAAGCGUUUUGGGUCACGGCAGCAGACGUGGAGCCAUUCUCCCUCUGCAUCUGACUGGAAGAGUCUCUCAGGAAAUGAGAAGAUUUGCCAUCCGGGAGCAAUUUCCACUGGUGGCUGUGUCCUGUGAUGUCAGGUGGGGCGGGGCAGCGCGCUUGCUUUGCUGUGAGGACCGACUCUCUCUCAUGUAGACACUGCGAUAGAGCCUUCUGAGCCUUUAGUACACUGAACUGAUGUUCGCUUCCUCAGCAGUAGGCGUGGUCUUAGUGUGUCCUACCUCAACCUCUGCUGACUGGACCUUCCUCUGGACCUCGCCGGACGUAGCCCUUUACCUCCGACCACCACUUCCACCGGCUUCUUUGUGUCUGGUUCAGCCACUCUUUUGUUUCCACGACGACUCCAGUGACGUUGAACACCGGCGUAUCUCGCUCCACCUCGCCACCUGUCGCCGCUAGUUUAGCUCACACUGACUGUAAAUAGAGACCAAGCAAAUGCCUGAAUGUAAACAUCACCAAGUGGAAGCAACCUUGGUAAAUAUCCUGUUUAAAAUCAGGCAUUUCAGUCCUGGUAGUUCGUGGUCGUCAAGUGAGACACAUUUCCACUGCAUCCACACCGACAUGCGAGUCUCAGUUUAGGAUGUGUUAGAUGCUGUAGGUGGCCUCUCCCUUGUCACCAACACUACAGGUUCUAUGCAACCCAUUCCCUUGUCUCACAGCUGAGAGCCACGUCGUUCACCAAGCGUUGUGUGAAGUAGCUGCUCUUUCACUUUCCUCCAGUGUCUACAGUGUGUUUCUGAUGUUUUUUUUAUGUGAGAAUAAAAAGGUAUUGUUCAAUGA